Ogataea philodendri is the source of this 1227-nucleotide messenger RNA. RefSeq lists its product as uncharacterized. Lineage: Eukaryota; Fungi; Ascomycota; Pichiomycetes; Pichiales; Pichiaceae. Gene Ontology annotation, biological process: deoxyribonucleotide biosynthetic process. The transcript has a single exon. Gene Ontology annotation, molecular function: oxidoreductase activity. The record is from RefSeq and is a predicted model, not a curated record. Bases 1 to 1227 code for a protein of 408 amino acids.
AUGUCUGUGCAAGAAACGCCUUCUAAAGUUACCGCCAACGCUCUCUCUACCCUCGACCUCUCUUCUGCCGACAAGAAGGAUCUCACCGCCACCCUCACCGCCGCCGCCAAGGCCAAGGCCGCCGCUAAUGGCGUUGAAGAGGAAAAGGUUCAAGAGGAGAUUUCCGAGCAGGACAAAGAACACAAGGAAUUCUUGGCCCAACACAAGGUCCACAGACACAAGUUGAUGGAAUUGGAGAAAGAUGAACCUCUUUUGAUCGAGAACAAGAGAAGAUUUGUUCUUUUCCCAAUCAAAUACCACGAAAUUUGGCAAAUGUAUAAAAAGGCUGAGGCUUCUUUCUGGACUGCAGAGGAAAUUGACCUUUCCAAGGACCUGCACGACUGGAACAACAGAAUGAACGAAAACGAAAGAUACUUCGUUUCCAGAGUCUUGGCUUUCUUUGCUGCUUCAGAUGGUAUCGUUAACGAGAACCUUGUUGAGAACUUCUCUGCCGAGGUCCAGAUCCCAGAGGCCAAGUGUUUCUACGGAUUCCAAAUCAUGAUGGAGAACAUCCACUCCGAGACCUACUCUCUUUUGAUUGAUUCCUACGUCAAAGACCCUAAGGAAGCCGAGUUCCUUUUCAACGCUAUCGAGACCAUCCCAUGUAUCAAAGAAAAGGCCGAGUGGGCCAUGAGAUGGAUCAACGAUGAGGAGGCUUUGUUUGCUGAAAGACUUGUUGCAUUUGCUGCCGUUGAGGGUAUUUUCUUCUCUGGUUCGUUCGCUUCUAUCUUCUGGCUUAAGAAGAGAGGUUUGAUGCCAGGUCUGACCUUCUCCAACGAGUUGAUCUGCAGAGACGAAGGACUGCACACCGACUUUGCAUGUUUGCUUUUCUCGCACUUGAACAACACCCCUCACAAUGACAUUGUUCUCAAGAUCAUCACCGAGGCUGUUGACAUCGAAAAGAGAUACUUCACCGAUGCUUUGCCAGUCAACUUGCUCGGAAUGAACUGUGCUUUGAUGUGUCAAUACGUCGAGUUUGUUGCUGAUAGAUUGUUGCUUUCCCUGGGUUGCAAGAAGCACUACAAUGUCUCCAAUCCAUUUGACUUCAUGGAGAACAUUUCUCUUGCAGGAAAGACCAACUUCUUCGAAAAGCGUGUUUCCGACUACCAAAAGGCCGGUGUCAUGGCUAAGAAUACUCAAGAAAAAGCCGACACCGAGACCGGUUUCACCUUCGAUGAAGAUUUCUAA